Ambispora leptoticha is the source of this 1254-nucleotide messenger RNA. NCBI's taxonomy places the organism in Eukaryota, Fungi, Glomeromycota, Glomeromycetes, Archaeosporales, Ambisporaceae. The record is from the annotation of a GenBank genome assembly.
AUGAUUUUACCCGAAUACGAAAACAUCGAUUCAAUCUCACAUCAAAUGCCCGCGCUUUUAAAUAGAAUCGAAACAAUCGCCAACUCUACUCGGCUCCUCGAUAAACAACAACAAAUAACAAUUCUCAGUGUCCAUGGAUGGCUCCCCGAAAUAGCACAAGGAAUUUUGCCAGUUCCAUCACAGAUUUUGGUCGACAAAAUGGAGUCGGCUGUUCGACGUUAUCUCAAUCUCGGACAAAAUGAAGGAAAUAUUACAGGGAUUCGGUUAACUGGAUAUGGAUUAGUGGAAGAAAGAGUAGAAAUGUUUCUGAAGCGAAUUCAGAAUGACCGAAAUUACGUUGACAAAGUAUCGAAUGCCAGUGUGAUCUUUAUCGUUGGUCAUUCGCAAGGUGUGCCGACGAGCGUAUUAUUGUUUUCACGACUUAUUGAAGUUGGAUUAGUAAAUCCUCAAAAGCAACGUAUUGCUUUAUUACUAUUGGCUGGCAUUUCGGAAGGACCGACGUCACGCGCUGAAAUUGGAGAUCCUAUUGGAAAAGUUAUCGGUGAUAAAGCGACAAGCGAGCUUUUUGCCUUUCAAAUUUCCACCGAUGCAAUUGCCAAAAAAUAUCGUACUGCUACAGAGACGGCAUUGAAACUUGGUGUCAAAAUCUUGUAUUUCGCUUCUGGAAACGAUGAAGUUGUACCACUUCAUUCUGCGCUCUUCUCGAGCGUCGAUCAUCCAUCAAUCUUGCGCGGAAUCUAUGUAACUGACAACAUCUACCAGGACAAACGAUUCAUCGUUGAUUUAGUGCGUCUUUUAAUUCGUAUUAGAAACCACAAUUACUCCGAUCAAGGCCUCUUAAUACAUCUAAGUAAUUCUUUAAUCGGUUAUUUGAAAGAUGAAGGCCAUAAUCAUCUAACAACCGACGAUGAUGCUUAUAUGACAGCAGUAAAACAUCUUUACGAAUCAAAAACUUACGAAGGAAUCGAACCUAAAUUCGCAGAAUUUGACUACUCAAGAGUAAUUUAUAUAAAUGGCAGUUACAUUCCAUGGGGAAUGCGUGGUCUUUUAUCGGAUGAAGUUCUUUUUAACUCAGAGAAACUUGGCCCUGAUAUCACUUCCUUGCGAAAAAGCUUUAUGAAUUGGACGCCUCGCUUUGAUGAUAAAGUAGCGAUUGAAUUAAAAUUGCUGUUAGUUCCCUUUGGCGAUACAAAUGAAGAGCAAUAUAUCGAUAUUGUUAAUACGCACCACCACAUUGUAUCUGCUAAAAUUUAA